GGCAGCAACCUUCUCUCUACUCCUCAACCACAAAAACAACUUCAGAAAUGGAUCGAGCCCGGGUCUACCUGGUGACAGGAGGAUGUGGUUUUAUAGGGGAGAAGAUCGUAGAGCUCCUGUCUCAAGAAGACUACAUCAAAGAAGUCAGAGCUUUUGAUUCAGUAGUAAGAGAAGAAGUAGAAAAAUUCACCACAGCUACCACUCACGUGACAGUGAUGAAAGGAGACAUUCGAGACUACAAUCUGCUCCUUGCUGCCAUGCAGGGAGUUCACGUGGUUAUUCACACAGCUGCUGUUCUGGAGUACAGAAACACCGUGCCCUUCUCGGAAAUGAGAGCUGUCAACGUUGGGGGUACUGAAAACGUGUUAAGAGCCUGCUGCGCCCUGAACAUCCAGUACGUUGUCUACACAGGCUCCAUCGCUGCGGUGGGACCCAAUACCUCGUGUGAGCCCAUGUUCAGGGGAAAUGAGGACACCAAAUACAGCGGGGAGGUGGAGCUGCCUUAUGGGAAGACAAAGGCCAUGGCAGAAAAACUGGUAUUUGAAGCCAAUGGAAAAAAGCUGAGCAACGGUGGUAAACUCAGAACCUGCAUCAUCCGUCCAAACACAGUGUAUGGGGAGAAAGCAACAUUUCUGCAAGACUUGUAUUUGCUUGCCAAAGCCAGGAACGGUGUGAUGGACUACCUGGAGCCUGAAAAUACAGAGCGUAACUACACAUAUGUGGGGAACGUCGCAUGGAUGCAUGUUCUUGCAGCAAAGAACUUGCAGCUGAAACCAGACUUACUCGCAGGACAAGUGUAUUACUCCUAUGAUGACACUCCAACAAGUAAAAGUUUUCUGAUAAGGCAUGAGCUGUUGUCCUCUAUGGACCCCUCAGUGAGACUAGGCUCACACAUCCCUUACUGGAAGAUGUGGUUAAUGAUACAAUUGCACAGGAUAAUCAAGGUCAUCCUGUACCCUUUCUGGAAGCCACCACCUUUCAUAGAUUUGCCUUUACUGAACACAAUAGUCACCACCUUCUCCUACGAGACAGACAAAGCCUCCAGGCAUUUUGGGUACAAACCCCUCUUCACCUGGAAAGAGAGCAAGCACAGAACUGCACAGUGGUUGAAAGCAGCUGUAGGGAACCUGGAACUCCCCCAACCGCAUGAAAAGAAGAACUAAGCAGCAUGUUUGGUGUGAGGAGAGAGCUUAUUACACCAGCAAGCUCCAUCUGAACUUCACAACAUGCACAGCUCUCUGGCAGAAAUUUUGUAAACACUGAGAAAUCCUGACAUAGAGAAAGAGCAAAACUCUCUGGCUGCAAAAAAAAACCCUUGCCUUGCCAACAGCACAGAUAUUUUAUGUGUCAUAUGAAACACCAGGGUGCAUUUGAAACCAUCCUCCAGCAGGUACACGCACACAGAUGCAGGGCUUGCUGCCCUCACUCAUCCCCACAGUGCCACCACUGCAGAAGGAUCACUCCUGGGAACAGGAGAGAUGGGUUCAGAUGAGAGAUGGUGCACAGAAAACCCCUUUUUGAUAAAAUUAGUUACCCAGUUUUGUUCUCCAGCCUGACCGGCCUCCAUCUCUUUCCAUGCUCAGCAAAUGGACCUCUCCCUUGCCCUGGUCUUGGGCAGCUGGUGGGAUAGCUGUACCUGGCUCAUACACUCAAGGAGUCUUCAGUGAUAAUUUUGGUGAAGACAAGGAAAGCCCAGCAAGUUCUUGCUCUGUUUGGGGGUUUAAUAAAAAGAAAAAAAGAAUACCCUUUUCCAGAGCUACUUUUUUUCAAGACGUUUUCUGUUAUUCUUAACGCGUGGAAUUUUAUAUCUGUUUUUAAGUAGUACCCUUGUAAAAGGAAACUUCCAAUCUCUUGCACUAACAAUGCGUAGGCUGACUUACUUUCUA
Calidris pugnax (ruff) is the source of this 1886-nucleotide messenger RNA. RefSeq names its product 3 beta-hydroxysteroid dehydrogenase type 7-like. Gene Ontology annotation, biological process: steroid biosynthetic process. Gene Ontology annotation, molecular function: 3-beta-hydroxy-Delta5-steroid dehydrogenase (NAD+) activity. Bases 48 to 1163 code for a protein of 371 amino acids. Lineage: Eukaryota; Metazoa; Chordata; Aves; Charadriiformes; Scolopacidae. The record is from RefSeq and is a predicted model, not a curated record. The transcript is spliced from 6 exons.